Messenger RNA from Mycotypha africana, 1013 nucleotides. RefSeq names its product autophagy-related protein 27. Lineage: Eukaryota; Fungi; Mucoromycota; Mucoromycetes; Mucorales; Mycotyphaceae. The coding region runs from base 32 to 949 and encodes 305 amino acids. The record is from RefSeq and is a predicted model, not a curated record. The transcript is spliced from 8 exons.
UAUAACCCCUUUGACCGUAAUAUAAAAUACUAUGAAGACUUUGUCCAUUGUGACAAGUUUAGUCAGCGUACUACUCUGUACAAAUACAGCUCUUGCCCUCCAGCCUUAUUGCCAACCUGGCUAUAAGUUUACUACAACAGAAGGCAAAGAGUAUCAGUUGGAUCUAUCUAAACUGAACAAAGAGUUCAGCAUUAAUCAAACUGAAUCGACACCGCCUUCGAUAACAAAUGUUAUAACACAAAUCAAUAUCUGCGACAAACUUCCUCCCAAGCCCGACAACUCCAAAGACAAUGAGUUCUGUGCUCCAAAUUCUUAUGUAUGUAGACGAACUUUAAUCACUAAAGAUGACAAAGAAAUCGUGUAUACCGUGCAGACUAUUGCUAGUGACAAUAACAAGAAGUUAAAUCCAGUUUUUAAACCAAUUGACUCAAAAGCAGAUCCUAGUGACACUGGUUUCGACUACAGUAUCACUUUGGAAGGCGGUGAAUAUAACAAAAUACCUCAGUCUGCUGUUAUCACUUUAGAAUGUGAUCGAUCACAGUCCAGAAAUGACGACCCAUCAAACCCUGAAAUUGUAUCCUACACAAAUAAUGUACUAUCUCUUCAUUGGAAGACUGUCUUUGCAUGCGCCACCAAGGCCGGGGAAAAGGCACCCGAUAAUAAUGAUGGAGAUAAAAAGGAGAACGGCAAUAGCGGUAAUGACGGCGAGGUAAAGAAGGGAAUGUCAGGUAUUGGCAUUUUCUUCACCAUUAUUAUGGUUUUGGGUGCAGUUUAUUUUGUCGCAGGAGCAAUCUACAAUUUCAAGAUGUAUAAUGCAAGAGGUUUAGAUCUUAUCCCCCAUCGAGAUUUCUGGCUGGACCUUCCCUAUUUAAUCAAGGACCUUAUUGCUCACGUUAUCGAUUCUGUUAUGUCGCGUCGUCGCGGUAGUGGAGGCUACGUUUCUGUUUAGAUGAUUCCAAUACUUUUUUUAUUUGCUGGUACUCUAAUUAAUAAAUUAUUUUUCUCCAGCAAAA